AUGUCGUCCGGCACCAUGAAGUUCAAUGGCUACUUGAGGGUCCGCAUUGGCGAGGCCGUGGGGCUGCAGCCCACCCGCUGGUCCCUGCGCCACUCGCUCUUCAAGAAGGGCUACCAGCUGCUGGACCCCUACCUGACGGUGAGCGUGGACCAGGUACGCGUGGGCCAGACAAGCACCAAGCAGAAGACCAACAAACCCACGUACAACGAGGAAUUCUGCGCCAACGUCACCGACGGUGGCCACCUCGAGCUGGCUGUCUUCCACGAGACGCCCCUGGGCUACGACCACUUUGUGGCCAACUGCACCCUGCAGUUCCAGGAGUUGCUGCGCACGGCCGGCGCCUCGGACACCUUUGAGGGCUGGGUGUUAUCCUUCCCACUCUUAUGUGAUGAAAUGAUAAUUAUAAUGAAGUGGUCUGGCCUGGCAAAAUGGAGUAAGCCCUUUGAAGAGUCUCGGGAGUUUAAUGAUUUAAAUUCUGGAGAAUUAAUAGAAGAGAACUUUUUCAACGUGGUGAAGGACAACUGUGAAAAACCUACAGCACCCCAGGCCCAGGCCAAAGCCAGGACUGCCUUCUCCACCUGGGAGAAGGUGGAGGUCCCGUACCUGGGCCGCCAAGUUGUGCAGGGAAGACUUGCACCUGGGCAGGUUGAUGCUGUCCAUUUCAUCCCCCUUCUACUGAACACUUACUCCAAGCAGUUGGUUCUCCAGAAGGCCUUUCCACCCCCUCAUUCAAAUGACUGCAUCUGA
Molecule: messenger RNA, 747 nt
Organism: Lipotes vexillifer (Yangtze River dolphin)
Lineage: Eukaryota; Metazoa; Chordata; Mammalia; Artiodactyla; Lipotidae
Source: RefSeq, a predicted model, not a curated record